AUGACCUUUCAGUUUUUGGAAACAGUUGAGUUUUUCCAGCUAGGAAAGGCAUUGGUGGUGCAUAUAUCUCACCAAUCCCGUCGACGUGAUCAAAACAAGAUUGCAAGUGCAGGGAUCAACCUUAAGGUACAACAGUCGGUUAGAUACAAUGUGUGGCAUAAUGGAUGGCUGAAGGUGCACAUAGCAUGA
Prunus armeniaca (apricot) is the source of this 189-nucleotide messenger RNA. The record is from the annotation of a GenBank genome assembly. Lineage: Eukaryota; Viridiplantae; Streptophyta; Magnoliopsida; Rosales; Rosaceae.